GGGGGGGAGACAUGCGCUGAGGGUUCCCCUGCUGUUAUGAGAAGCAGCCGCAGCUCCUCUGAAUGAAAGCAUUCUUCAUUCCGUGCGGCUGACCAAUAACUUCUCCUCAGUCUGUGGUGUUUGACGCGUCAGCCCGGCGCGCCCACUGCACAUCUCACAGCUCCACCGUCCCUCCACAGUCCCUCCACAGCAACACAGUAUAACUUGGAUGGACUCACGGAAAGACUACACACAUGCUGCAGAAACGUCAGCGAAGGAGUGGGGAGUCAGGGACGAGGCCCGGCAGACACGGAGCUACAAAGGCUAAGUUAGCAACCACUUGGAUCCGGGAGCUGUGGGAGUUUUAAUCAGAAACACUACUAAAGGGGAGCGGUGCGUUUUAGGAGCUACUCGGGAAACACCCAGCCAUAACUACAACACAGGAACUGAAUGAUCGGAAAGAAGGGCAAGACAGGCGUCUGGAUCAUCCUGGAGAGCAGCCCCGCAUAAAAAACAAACAGUGUGAGAGCUUUUUGAAAGAAUGGAUGACACUGGCGAGGACUAUGGAAAUUACACCUAUGAAUAUGACUUGGAAUACGGUGACUUGGAGGACCUUAAAGUGGAACACAGGCAGAAGGAAACUAUGCACAUUAUCUCAGUGGUCGUCUACAUAAUCUCCUUCAUGCUCGGCCUGAUUGGAAAUGGGACUGUCAUUUGGGUGACAGCGUUUAAAAGCAAAAGGACAAUCAACAGUGUUUGGCUGCUAAAUCUUGCCAUUGCAGACUUCGUUUUUGUGCUUUUUCUGCCUUUCUACAUUGAUUACAUCCUUCGGGACUUCCACUGGGACUUUGGCAUGGUCAUGUGUAAGAUUAACUCAUUUGUGUCUGUGAUGAACAUGUAUGCCAGUGUGCUCUUCCUCACAGUGCUCAGCAUAGACAGAUACGUUUCUCUGGUCCACCUCAACUGGUCACAGAAGCACCGCACUGUAAGAAGAGCCUGGGUUGUAUGUGGGUGCAUAUGGGUGCUAGCUGCUGCCUUGAGCUGCCCUGCGCUUAUUUUUCGUGACACAAUGCGCUUGCAUGACAAGGUGGUGUGCUUCAACAACUUCCACGACAAAAAUGCACAAACAGCAAUCAUGAGACACGUUAUUAUAGUGGUCAUUCGUACCACUGUUGGCUUCCUUUUGCCUUUUACGGCGAUAUGUGUGACAGGCAUACUUCUGACAAUCAGAGUGAAACAAUCUGGGGGCUUGGUUCGCUUCUCCAGCUUCUCCAAAACAGUCUCAGCUGUGAUUCUGGCCUUCUUUAUAUGCUGGGCACCUUUUCAUACUUUCAGCUUGAUGGAGUUAUCUGUACACUCCUCAAUGUCCCUUCACAACAUACUGAAAGCUGGCUUUCCUCUCGCCACCAGUCUAGGCUUUUUUAAUAGCUGCAUUAACCCCCUGCUGUAUAUGCUCCUGGGUAAAAAAGUGCGUCAUAUCCUGAAGCGUGCAUGCCUGAACAUUACUAAGAGUUCACUGAGAGAGCUCAGCCAAUCAGUCUCUGCCACUGAGAUGGAGUCUGUGCCAGGAGUUCACCAGGACGGUGUGCCAGAGAACUCUGUGGAGUCAUCAACUCUAUGAUUACAACCAUAAUCAGACCGUAGAAGUGGUCCAUGAAAAACAUGACUGGCUGUUACUUGGACAACGAAUGGUUAUUACUGCUGUUCUUUCCAGCUCCGUGUUAAGAUUUUCCUUUUUUUAUUUGACAGAGUUAUUACUUUAUAUGGAAAAUCAAAGUUGAACUGUGCAUACUGAGUUUGUAUCAUCUGUUCCCCUACUGCAUAACCAAAGCGACAUAAAGUAAUGCUAAGGCUAAAGUAAUGUUUAAAAUGUAAUAUAUUCACCUGUAAUUCUACUGUUAUCCAGCUUCUUGACUGUCAGAAUUUGCUGCUUAAAUUUCUUUAUCUGAUAUUAUAGUACACUGAACGUUUUUGCAUUGGCAAAUAAAAAAGGAAUUUGACGAGCUUUGGAAAACUUUGUCAAAUUAAAUUAUGAGUCACAAUUAACUGACUGUUAACUUUGUUGUAACAAAGAUAUAUUUACAAAAUGAUAACACAAAAUGUGUUAAAAUUGUACUUGUGAAGGAUGGCAUCUUUGGUUGUUGGAGUGUAUGUGUACAUAACAUGAUGAGUGUAUUUGUAUUCUAACAUUGUGUUUAUAUAGUUUUAUAUAUUUUGUAUAUAACUGCUGCUACUCACCUUUUAAUAUAUUGUAAGAUUUUUAAACUAGCCCAGAGCUUUAUAGAUGUUUUACUCUAAUAUAUGACAAAUAUAUACUUUCUUCAGAAAA
This is a messenger RNA of Notolabrus celidotus (New Zealand spotty), 2308 nucleotides long. It is a transcript of the gene gpr1, whose product is annotated as G protein-coupled receptor 1. The coding region runs from base 521 to 1600 and encodes 359 amino acids. The transcript has 3 exons. Lineage: Eukaryota; Metazoa; Chordata; Actinopteri; Labriformes; Labridae. The record is from RefSeq and is a predicted model, not a curated record. Gene Ontology annotation, molecular function: G protein-coupled receptor activity; complement receptor activity. Gene Ontology annotation, cellular component: plasma membrane. Gene Ontology annotation, biological process: complement receptor mediated signaling pathway; inflammatory response; phospholipase C-activating G protein-coupled receptor signaling pathway.